AUGUUAGAAGUCAACGACCAACACUCAGACAGUAGCAGUGAUGUUGUGUCACAUCUCAUAGACUCGUCUCAGUCACAAGGACAGGUACCUGGAUGCUGGUCAGCCAGCACACCCUAUCAGGCGGUGGUUCAGACACAUCAACAUCAACAUUGUGGGUACCUUUGCCUCAAUUGGGGGACACUAGAUUCAUCCUCAUUCAUCCUCGGCCUGCCCGAUGUCGCUGCAGCAUCUGUAGGCCUCCUCAGUUCACCCAGCACCGCUGCCACACCUGUAGGCCUCCUAAGCCCACCCAGCACCACUGCUGCACCUGUAGGCCUCUGCAGCCCGCCCGACAUCGCUGCAGCACCUGAAGACCUCCUAGGCCCACCCUGGGCCACUGCUGCACCUGUUGGCCUCCUCAGCCCGCCUGACAUUGCUGCCGCACCUGCAGGCCUCCUCAGCCCUCCCAACAUUGUUGCCACACCUGUAGGCCUCCUCAUCCAUUCCGACAUCGCUGCUUCACCUGUAGGCCUCCUCAGCCCUCCCGAUGUCACUGUCGCACCUGUAGGCCUCCUCAGCCCUCCCAACAUUGCUGCCACACCUGCAGGCCUCCUCAUCCCUUCCAACGUCACUGCUGCACCUGUAGGCCUCCUCAGCCCUCCCGAUGUCGCUGCCGCACCUCGGCCUCCUCGGCCCACCCGGUGCCGCUACAUUGGACCUGCUCGGCCACCUGAAGUCACUGCCAUACCUGUGGGCCUCCUCAGCCCGCUCAACGUCGCUGCCCCACCCGUAGGGCUGCUCUGCCUGGCUGAUGUCACCUCUGCACCUGUAGGCCUCCUUGGCACAUCCGACAUUGCUGCUGCACCUUUAGGGCUGCUCAGGCCACCCAACGCCACUGCCUGGGGGCCUGCUCGGCUCACCUAA
Molecule: messenger RNA, 903 nt
Organism: Macrobrachium nipponense
Lineage: Eukaryota; Metazoa; Arthropoda; Malacostraca; Decapoda; Palaemonidae
Product: mucin-7-like
Exons: 4
Coding region: 1-903 (300 amino acids)
Source: RefSeq, a predicted model, not a curated record